AUGGAAAAGAGUUAUGUUAAAUAUGCACAUCUGACUCGACACCAGAGAACACACACAGGAGAAAAACCUUAUAGCUGUGGUCAAUGUGGGAAGAGUUUUGUUCAAUCUAGCCAUCUGACUCUACACCAGAGAAUACACACAGGAGAGAAAUCUUAUAGCUGUUGUCAAUGUGGAAAGAGUUUUGCUGCAUCUGGCAGUCUGACUCGACACCAGCGAGUACACACAGGAGAGAAACCAUUCCACUGUUCAGAUUGUGGGAAAAGAUUCUCAACUUCACAGAAUUUGAAGACGCACCAGAGAACACACACAGGAGAGAAACCUUUUAGCUGUGAUCAAUGUGGGAAGAGUUUUACUACAUCUAGCAGUCUGACUCAACACCAGAGAAUACACACAGGAGAGAAACCUUAUAGCUGUGAUCAAUGUGGGAAGAGUUUUUGUCAAUCUAGCCAUCUGACAGUGCACCAGAAAAGACACACAGGAGAGAAACCUUAUAGCUGUACUCAAUGUGGGAAGAGUUUUGUUACAUCUAGCCAGCUCACAUUACACCAGAGAACACACACAGGAGAGAAACCUUAUAGCUGUGGUCAAUGUGGGAAGAGUUUUACUAACUCUAGCAGUCUGACUAAACACCAGAGAAUACACACAGGAGAAAAAUCUUAUAGCUGUGGUCAAUGUGGGAAGAGUUAUGUUAAAUAUGCACAUCUGACUCGACACCAGAGAACACACACAGGAGAAAAACCUUAUAGCUGUGGUCAAUGUGGGAAGAGUUUUGUUCAAUCUAGCCAUCUGACUCUACACCAGAGAAUACACACAGGAGAGAAAUCUUAUAGCUGUUGUCAAUGUGGAAAGAGUUUUGCUGCAUCUGGCAGUCUGACUCGACACCAGAGAAUACACACAGGAGAAAAACCUUAUAGCUGUGGUCAAUGUGGGAAGAGUUUUGUUCAAUCUACAGAUCUGAGAGUGCACCAGAGAAUACACAGAGGAGAGAAACCUCUUAGCUGUGACCAUAGAUAAUCUGAUAAAAGAUCUCUGAUCAAAUAUUAGAAAAUACAUUAAGGAGUUGUUUCAUGAUAUCAAUGAAUUAAUGUCACAAUGUAGAAUGUUUAAACAUUGUAGUAGAAGUAUUUUAAUGAUGUCACAAUGUAGAACCCUAAACGUUUGUCCCCUGUUCUAUUGAUUUCAACAUGAUAUGGAUAUUAGCCUCAGGG
Molecule: messenger RNA, 1208 nt
Organism: Salmo salar (Atlantic salmon)
Lineage: Eukaryota; Metazoa; Chordata; Actinopteri; Salmoniformes; Salmonidae
Source: RefSeq, a predicted model, not a curated record